Messenger RNA from Polistes dominula (European paper wasp), 3574 nucleotides. RefSeq names its product tubulin folding cofactor D (gene TBCD). Gene Ontology annotation, cellular component: lateral plasma membrane. Gene Ontology annotation, biological process: adherens junction assembly; post-chaperonin tubulin folding pathway; microtubule cytoskeleton organization. The record is from RefSeq and is a predicted model, not a curated record. Lineage: Eukaryota; Metazoa; Arthropoda; Insecta; Hymenoptera; Vespidae. Gene Ontology annotation, molecular function: beta-tubulin binding; GTPase activator activity.
AAGAAAAAUUGAACAAAGAGAAAGAAAAAGAGAAAAAUAGAUAUUAAAGAAAAUAUAUAAAUAUCUAACCACAAAAUGGUGCUAAAUGAUUGUCCAGAUCCAGAAAGUAUAGGUUGUGGUUUUAGUGCUUUUAAAGAAGUUGAUGAGGUUAACGAAUUGAUUAAGGAUAUCAAAAGAACCGAUUUAUCAUCAAGUUUAACAGAAAGAAACAGAGAUCGGUUUAACUUCAUAUUGUCGCAGUAUCAGGAUCAACGACAACUACUUGAUCCGUAUCUUGAAAAUAUUUUAGAUUCUUUACUGUCAAUUAUCAGAGAUGACAAUUCUACGGAAAGUAUGAAACAUAAUGCUUUUAAAUAUCUAUUUAUUAUUAUGUCUGUUAAGACAUACAAAAAAAUUGUUACCUAUCUUCCCCAUGAGGUUGCAGAUCUUUUACCAGUUCUACGUUUAUUAGAAAAACAAGAUCCAAAUGAUGUCGAUACAUGGGAAACAAGAUACGUUUUAUUAAUAUGGUUAUCAAUUAUUUCUAAAAUACCAUUUCCAUUAUCUCGUUUAGAAACAUCUGAUACUAUUGAUCCAGAACAAACGAUUAUGGUUAGAAUCAUGAAAGUAUGCAAAUUAUAUUGUUUAUCGAAGGAUGCAUGUGCAGUGGCAGCGGUAUUUUUAAUAGCAAAUUUCUUGACCCGAUCUGAUGUCAAAAAAUUGUAUCUCGAAGAAAUGAUAACAUGGUGUUUAAAGUCAGUUGAAAAUGAUCCAUUAAGACAUGGUCCUUUGGCUGUAAUAGCAUCGAUAUUAAAACACAGUGCUAGAGAAGAUGUACGACCAUACAGUACGAUGCUUUUUGAAAAAAUAUUAAAAUUACAAUUAAGUAAUAAUCCUGCAGAUCUUAUUAGAAAAUUUGGUAUGAAAGUUGUACAACGCAUCGGUUUUGUAUUAUUAAGAACCAAAUUAGCUUCUUGGAGAUAUCAAAGAAUGAACAGACCAAUCAGUUUAUUACCAAGUUUAAGUAAAAACAAUGGUACUGAAAUUAUUGAAAAUAAAGAGAACAUUAUAAGUGAUAACGAAGAUCAAGAAAUACCACCAGCCAUUGAAGAUAUUAUCGAACACUUAAUUCAAGGUCUUAGAGAUAAAGCUAUCACUAUCAGGUGGUCUGCUGCUAAAGGUAUUGGUAGAAUUACAGCCCGGUUACCAGUUGACUUGGCAGAUGACGUAGUUGGAUUUGUCUUAAAUUUAUUUUCUGGACGUGAAUCAGAUUCAGCAUGGCACGGUGGUUGUUUGGCAUUGGCAGAAUUAGGAAGACGUGGUUUAUUGUUACCUCAUCGUUUAAGCGAUGUAAUUCCUGUGGUAAUUCAAGCACUCGUUUUCGAUGAACCAAGAGCUUACGGUUCAAUUGGUUAUUUAAUCCGUGAUUCUGCGUGUUACAUUUGUUGGUCUUUUCCAAGAGCGUAUGAUCCAGAUGUAUUUCAACCUUACGUUAAAGAAAUAGCAGCUAGUCUGUUAGUUGUAACAUGUUUCGACAGAGAGAUAAACUGUAGACGUGCAGCUUCUGCAGCAUUUCAAGAAAAUGUUGGAAGACAAGGAAACUUUCCUCAUGGUAUUGAUAUAUUAACGGUAGCUGAUUAUUUUGAAGUAGGUGUACGAAGUCACGCAUUUCUUAAAAUAAGUGUACACAUUGCUCAAUACGAAGAAUAUACCAAACCUUUGAUAGAACAUUUGGUUUCAAGAAAAGUCACACAUUGGGAUACUGCAAUUAGAGAAUUAUCAGCUAAAGCACUGUUUAAUUUAACACCAGCAGAUCCACAAUAUAUGAUAGAAACAGUAAUACCAAAUUUAUUGGAUAUGUUGAAUUCAAUUGAUUUAAAUGUCAGACACGGAGCUGUAUUGGCUAUCGCAGAAAUAUUAGAAGCAUUGUAUAAUCAUUACGAGAAAAAAAUUGAAACAAUAAUUGAAUCAUCAGCUGUGGAUGAAAUUAAAAAUGUAAUACGUACGUUUCAAAAACGUGGUCAAUUUAAAGGUCUUGGAGGAGAACUGAUGAAACAAGCUUGUGCAGUAUUUAUUAAAAAAUGUUCAAUCGUUCAUUUUCCUAUUCAUCACACCGACAUUAUCGACGAUUGGCAGAAUUUAUUGGAAGAAUGUUUGAGUCAUGAAGUAUCUGCAGUCAAAUUAAAAGCUGCCGAAGCUCAUACAGAUUUUUUUACCGAAUAUUACGCCAAUUUGGAUCCAGCUGUUUAUAAUAUUGUAGUCAAUCGUUAUUUAGAUAAUUUAAAAUCUAAUAGUCAAGUAGUAAGGAUAGGAUUUGCACAAGCAGUAGGACAUUUUCCUCUUUUUAUCAAAAAGACUAGAGUUAAGGAUAUUAUAGAAGCGUUGAUUGAAUGUACGCACAUAUCUGACAAUACAUUGAAAUGGGCAGAAAGUAGAAAAGAAGCGUUACAUUCUUUAACUAUGAUAAUACAAACAUUAAAUAUUAACGAAGCUGGUGUAUGGCAAUUAUUUGCUCCUCAAAUUUACAAUUGUUAUCUUUUUGCUUUAAAAGAAUAUACAAUAGACAGUCGUGGUGAUAUAGGUGCUUGGGUACGAGAAGCAGCUAUGACUGGUUUGCAUGUUCUUACUAAUUUAGUUCUUCAAGCUAAUUUAUUAUCUUUGUUAAAUGAAUCGUUAAUGACAAAUAUUAUAAGUGGCAUUGCUCAACAAGCUGUUGAAAGAAUUGAUGGAAUUCGUGCUCAAGCUGGUAUUGUAUUCAGUGCUUUGAUUCACAGUGAACCUUCGCUUCCAAAUAUUCCAUAUCACACCGAACUUAAAAAUAUAUUUCCUUUGAGCGAAUGUAAAGACAGUAUAGAAUGGAGAAUGGAAUCAGUUACGUUUCCACGAUUCAUCAAAAUGUUAGAAUUUCCACCAUACACUAUGAGUCUUUUAAGAGGAAUUAUAUUCAGUGUUGGUGGUUUAAGCGAAUCUUUAGUGAAAUAUUCUAGCGUGGCUUUGUUCACUUAUUUGAAAGAGAUAAAUGAAAAAAGUCUCAAAGACUUAUGCGACAAGAUGUUAAUCAUAUUUGAAGAAAGUCAUAAGAAUGAAAGAAUGAUAACAUCGAUAUUAGCAUUUUUGGAUAGAUUAUUAAGUUCAGGAUGUAUACAAAUAAUUUUAGAUGAUCCUAACAGCGAUAUACCUGAACGUAUAUUAUUAUUAUUGAAACAAGAGAUUAAAUAUACUACUAGCACUAAAUUGUUGAUAAGUAGCAUCAAUGUUUUUUGUCAACUUUUACAGGUGCACGGAUUUAUAGGAAAAAGAGCGUUUUGUCAAUUAAGUAUAUUUUUAUGUCACAAAUACAAAUGUUUACGUAAAGUAACAGCCAUACGUACUUAUGAAACAUUGACACUUUACGGAGAAGAAAUGGAUUUACCUGAAGAAGAUUUAGCGAGUAUAUUAACAGAAUUAAAUGGCACAGAUUGGGAACGACCAGUAACUGAAUUAAGGCCUAUUAGAAAUCAUUUGUGUGAAUUAAUGAAAGUGCCUGCACCAGUUUUACAGGCUAAAUCUACUAAUUAAUAGUAAUAACAUUGAUAUAGAUAAAAAAAAAAAAAAA